UAAAUUAUAUUCCAGUUCUCACCAUGUUACCAGCUAAUCAAUCUGAUGAAUCUGACCCCAAAGUAAAGUCCAAAGAUUCUGAUGACGAGAAAGCGAUUGACAAUGCAGCCACCAACCAAAUUUCAAACAAUACCAGACGUUCCUACCUUUUGAGUCGAGCUUUGGUUAAAUGUGCCUUAGACGGGGUUCCAUUCACAUUUAAAGACGAUAUCAAAUCAUUGCAAGUGUUUUUAUUUUACUCUGAUCAUCGAUUUGGAUACAUCACAGCGUCAGCCGUUUUUGUCCUUCACGCCAUCGCAAUUUGGGAAGACGAUAAACCUUCAACUACACAUUCAUACAUCAUUAAUUCAUUUGAAUUGAUAUGUUUGAGUAUUAUUUUAAUUAGACUAUUCUUUCUGUUCCUAUGCUCUCAUUUUAAAUCCUUUUGCUGUGAUGCAAAAAAUGUUUCUCAAUUACUGUUGAUUAGUCUUACAGUUGCCGAUAUUGUUUGCCAUCAGUCAAUAACUGGAGUGUUUCCAGCUCGAUAUUCGUAUUGUUUGAGACCAUUUUUCAUAUUUUUGCUCCCCGAACAACGUCAGCUUAGACGAAUUAUUCGAUGUGUAAUAAGUACUUUGCCCGAUCAGAUGAACGUCUUAAUUCUAUAUUUUCUUUCCCUCGGAAUGUUUUCGUUGAUUGGACUCAAAUUGUUUUCCCAAAGACGCUUAUUUGAUAAAGAGAGUAUGGCCUUUGACAAGUAUCAUGAAAGUCUUUAUCAUCUUUACGUUCUCGUUACAACAGCAAACAACCCUUCCAUUAUGUUACCGGCCUACAAUCACAAUCGUUUUUUUGCGCUUUUCUAUGUUAUAUUUUUGCUCAUUAACUGGCUUCUCUUCAUGAAUAUUGCGCUCGCUGUCAUUUACAAUUCAUACAAAUUACAUUUAAAAGAUGAUGUCUCGGCUCUUUACUCUCUCAAAUUAUCCAAUCUCAAUAAAGCUUUCGAUGUAAUCACUUCAAAUGGACAACAUGGAAUGACCAGGGAACAAUUUAAUCACAUUAUCGUUGAUGUCAUUCGAUACAAUCCAACUUUUGCGACAGUUUGCUCACGACAUUAUCUGUCAGUUGUUUGGUUUCUAUUACAGACAAAUGGACUUAUUAAUCGAAGAGAGUUUCUCAAGAUUGCUGAACUUCCUGGCAUACAGGUUAACAUAAUUUAUCCUGUUCGUUCUGAUGAAUUAUCCAUUUGGAUUAGCCGAGUUCUCGCUAAAUAUUACGAUUCUUCCUUCUCCAUGAUGAUUAGGAUUAUUGUUCAAAGUGUCUAUUAUCAAUACACAUCAGAAUGUAUUCUAAUACUUAACCUUAUUGCCUUGGCCAUUGAUAGCAGUCCAGAUCAUGUCGAUAUUGAGUAUUUCGUCUUGUUGGUUCAUGUUAUUGACAAUUUUGCCAAAUUGUAUACCCAAGGAGUAAUUGUUUAUUGUAAACAAUUUUGGAAUCUGUACAGUCUCACAGCAACAACAGUUGGUAUUUUCAUGUUGGCUUUGAUCGUUUUUGGUUUGGUUGGGGAAAAACAAUUAACACCUUAUUUCGAUGUUAUCUUGGUACUUCUAGCCUUGCCCAUAGUCAAAAUGAUUGGAAGAAUUGAAAGAUUCCAUUUGAUUGCUAGUACUGUUCGUUGGUUGAUACCGUUCAUUGUUAACUUUGGAAUCAUUCUUUUUGCUGCAAUUUAUUUUUUCGCCAUAAUUGGAAUGUUUCUGUUUUCUGGUUUAAUUGAAGCUAUUCCAGAAGGAUGUCCACUCGGUUCAAUUGAUUGUUGCCCUGCUAAUCUAGAAGCUAAAGGGGUUCGCUAUUGCUCUAUAAAUUUCAAUACAAUCCAAUCAUCAUUCCUUUUACUCUUUGAUUUGCUGGUAGUUAAUGAUUGGCAUCAAUUUGUGCGUAAUUAUGAAAUAGUUACUGGUACUAAAUGGGUUCGAUUAUACUUUGUCUUCUUCCACUUGUUAUGUGUAAUUGUGGCUCUCAAUUGUUUCACUGCAUUUAUUAUUGAAUCUUUCAUAUUGGAAUAUACCAGGAAUGAGUCAAACUCACCAUCGGGUCGCCUUAUGAACAGAAUCCGAAACUUGGCCAAAAACAACUGUCCCAAUGUUCGAUUAGCUUGUAAUCCAAUUGUCAGGUUAUUGGGUAAACACAAUGAUAAUGAAUGGGUUAUCUUCAACAUACCAGAAAAUGUUACAUUCCAUGUUGAGGUAACUGAAGCGUCAACAGUUGAAUCUUCAUUGAUCAGAGUUUUUCAAAAGGAGUUGGAAGACGAUGAUCAAUUCAAAAAAGCCAACGAAUUGUUCAAUACCAAGCCUGAUAACGAUAAAAAAGAUACUAAUAAAACUGGUAAACAAGCAUGAUUGCCAACGCAAUUGUAAAACAUUAAAGCUCCAAAAAGAUUGCAUUUUAAAUAAUGCAAGAAACUGGACAUAAGAAUAUGAAACACAAAUCAGUUGCUCAUUCGUCUUGAUUAAACUUUACCUGUUCACCCAGUUGCCAACUUUUUUAACAAAUCAUUGUAAAUAACUAAAUAAAUAUUAUUUUAACUAUA
This is a messenger RNA of Tetranychus urticae (two-spotted spider mite), 2560 nucleotides long. RefSeq lists its product as uncharacterized. Gene Ontology annotation, cellular component: membrane. Gene Ontology annotation, biological process: transmembrane transport; monoatomic ion transport. Lineage: Eukaryota; Metazoa; Arthropoda; Arachnida; Trombidiformes; Tetranychidae. Gene Ontology annotation, molecular function: monoatomic ion channel activity. The record is from RefSeq and is a predicted model, not a curated record.